This is a messenger RNA of Phytophthora infestans T30-4, 5919 nucleotides long. Its product is annotated as brefeldin A-inhibited guanine nucleotide-exchange protein, putative. NCBI's taxonomy places the organism in Eukaryota, Oomycota, Peronosporomycetes, Peronosporales, Peronosporaceae. Gene Ontology annotation, molecular function: guanyl-nucleotide exchange factor activity. The coding region runs from base 1 to 5919 and encodes 1972 amino acids. The transcript has 6 exons. Gene Ontology annotation, biological process: regulation of ARF protein signal transduction. The record is from RefSeq and is a predicted model, not a curated record.
AUGGAGGCGCUGGUGCUCAAGUCUCUGGGCAAGUUACGCAAGGCGUGUACCCGCAGUCACCGCGAGUUACGCGACAUGGUGGAUGCAGCGCAAGCUAAAGUUACAGCUGCGAGUCAGGAGGGUACACUGGAAGUACCCUUUGAGCCUUUCCUGCUAGCCUGUCUAACCCGUCACGCCAAACUCGUAGCCGUAGCUCUGGACUGCAUGGAAAAGUUCCUGGCCUUUGGGUUUCUUAAAGAGGCAGGCACAAUCCCCGACGGGAUCCGACGCCGUCUCGUUCAGAAGGCAGCGGCCGCGUCCUCCACUUCCGGUCGCCGGUCAGGUUUCGGUCUGGGUCUGGGGUCAGGGUCCGGCGCCGGGUCAGGUCAGUCCGGAUCCAAUGCUACCCCCUCUUUUGGCCUUGCUACACCGUCAAACAGCCACCGAGAUGCUGGAGCAGAGGAGGACAGUAACGAGGACAGCUACAGACUUAUUGACUGCAUUGUCGAAGUGGCGUGCGACUGCAACGACCACCCGGAUGAAGGAGUGCAGAUCCAGGUCUUACGCGUUUUACUGACGGCAGUGACGACGCCGACGUGUGAAGUGCAUGAGCAUGCGCUCUUGAGAGCUGUGAGAGCGUGCUACCACGUGCAUUUACAGAUUAUCAGCAUCGUGUUCCAGCGAAUGGAGACUUUUGAUCGACGUGUAGAAGAAGAGACGAAAGCCACGCUACAAGCGCUGGAUAAACAAGAACAGCAGAGUCAGCAAGAAGACGAGAGUGAAGCUCAAGAAGUACAAGCACAAGAGCAACACGUCGUCAGUGACAGUGACAGCGACGACGAUAUUCUGCUCAAGACGCUGCGUGCACAGCCGACAUCUGCUUGGUAUCCGUCGGUUGCAGUAGCGCUUCGUCUUCCACGCCCAGCUCAUUCGGAGAAAGCGCCAGUCUCGUCAACGACGGCAAAGAAAAUCAAGGCCGUGGCGACGUUAUCGCAGCCGGUUAACGCUCCAGCGUUCCCGUCUGUGCUCCACAAGGAUGCUUUUCUAUUGUUCCGCUCGCUUUGUCGGAUUUCUAUGCGGUCGGUAGCUGAUGAUUCUGGGAACGGCUCCACGGCUGGGAGUGCAGGGAACGGAGCCAACCCGGAAGACCCGUUCGCGUUCCAGAGUAAGAUUUUAUCGCUGGAACUAGUGAAGGAGAUCGUGGAGAAUGCAGGUCCAUCCUUCCGACGUGGUGAGAGGUUUGUACACGCCAUCCGACAGUAUCUGUGCCAGUCGCUGCUUCAGAACUGCACGAGUAACUACACGCAGAUCGUGUCGCUGUCUUUGCAGGUUUUCCUGGUGCUUUUACGGAACUUUAAGCGCCAUCUGAAGACGGAGCUGGACAUUUUCAUCACGAGUAUCUUCCUGCGCUUACUGCAGUCAGAGAACGCCAGCUUCGAGCAUAAACUGCUGGUGCUAGAGGCGCUCCAUGCGAUCUGUGACGACCCGCAGACUCUGGGCGAAAUCUUCAUCAAUUACGACUGCGACUGGAACACCAACGACUUGUUCAAGCAGAUUGUGCAUGCUCUUGCCAAAGCUGCCAAGGGCGGUCGCUCUCAAGACGCGGCGGCCCAGCAAUAUGCCGCGAGUUUAUCCAGCAGUGCGAGGAUCAAGAUGCAGCAUCAGGACGCCGCGCUGGCUCUUAAAGGUCUGGAAUGUCUUACCGCCACGACUGCAUCACUGAAGAAGGCUGCGAACUUUGUCGAGACAGAGCGACAGUCGUCUCAACACGAAGGAGAGGAGACGCACAACAGCGAAAUCGGCGGAGAAGAAGACACUGUCGCGCCACCAGAUUUGGUCCCCGUCGUGUCGUCGACUAUGUCAGCUGUUGAGGCCUUUGAAAGCAAGAAGAAACGUCAAGAGGAGAUGGCGACAGGGAUUCUCAAGUUCAACGUGAAACCCAGUGCUGGCAUUGCGUACCUCGUAGCUCACGGACAUAUGGGCGAAGGCUCGCCUCGUGACGUGGCUCAGUUCCUGCAUUCCUACAACGACAAAUUGGACAAGACAAUGGUUGGCGAUUACCUUGGCAAUGGUGUCCAUUAUCAAGGAGGUUUUUGCGUCAAAGUGCUGCACGAAUACGUCGACAUGAUGGACUUUACGGGCUUGGAGAUCGAUGUAGCCAUCCGCCAUUUCCUUGCUGGUUUCCGUUUACCCGGCGAAUCACAGAAGAUCGAUCGGAUGAUGGAGAAGUUUGCCGAACGAUUCUUUAACGCGUGUCCGCCUGGAUUAUUCCCGAGUGCAGACACUGCGUUCAUCUUGGCCUUCUCGAUCAUUAUGUUGCAGACAGAUCUACAUAACCCGAGUAUUGCCGAGGAAAAGAAGAUGGACAAAUCGGGAUUUCUACGUAAUAAUCGCGGUAUCAACGAUGGUAAAGAUCUCCCUGAAGACUACAUGGGAGCUAUCUUUGAUCGUAUCAAGGCGACUCCGAUCUCUUUAAAGGAAGACGACGACUUCCGUAGUCGUCGAGGCGGAGCUGCACCCAGUGCGACCAGCUCGUUGUUUGGGGCUUCGAAUGCAGCGACAGAUCGCAUGCGUCGCGACGCGUACAUCAAAGAGCGCGAGUCGAUGGUGCGGCAAUCCGAAGCUCUGUUUAAACGUCGAGUCCCGGCGUCAGCGAGAGCGCAGCAGCAUUUCCCGCUCUCUCCUCGAGGCGACAAGCCCAGUGCUACAUCUGGCUCCGGUUCUGGCGCUUCUCCGUCGCAGCGAAGUGAAGGACCGUCGUCUCUAUUGACACCCGAUCCGUUGGCUUCCACGUUUCACGAGGUCUCUGGGUACAACGAACGUUCACAUGUGCGUCCAAUGUUCGAGACCCUGUGGGCUCCACUGUUAGCAGCGUGUUCAGUGACUUUCGAGAGCUCCGAGUCCGUCGAAGCCAUCCAGCUCUGCCUGGAUUCCUUCCGUCAUGCAGUGCACCUCUCUGCUAGACUGAGUAUGCCAGCUGAGAGAGACGCCUUCGUGACGGUGUUGGCCAAGUUUACAGCUCUCCACACGACCAACUCGCGGCUGAUGCGGUCGAAGAACAUGGAGGCUAUCAAGGCUCUGAUUUCGAUCAGUGUGAAGGAGGGAAACCAUCUUGGAGACUCGUGGCAUGACGUUCUGCAGGCGAUUUCGCAGCUGGCACGCAUCCAGACACACGCUCAGGGCUUACACGAGCGCUCGGCUGCAGGGUCCGUUUCGGGGGAUUCGUCGUACUUUAAUCGCCAACCUUCGCCCGGUAUGAGCCACUCCAGCUCACGUAAUAGCAGCGCGAACUCCACGCCAUCGUUCAGUAUGCUCGGCUCUGCCUCAGGCAGCAAGCGAAGUGGACUGGGCUCGUCUCUGUCGUCCCCGUCUCCGUCGCAUCGUGACAUCGGCGGUCGUGGGAGCGGAUCGGAACUGGAUGAAGCGCAGAGUGCAGCGAUCGAGGACGAGAAUGCCGCUCGUGUGCUGAGCGAGAUCGACCAACUGGCAAGUGACCGCGUCUUCUCGAGCUCCGUGUCGUUGAGCGACCAAGCGCUGCAGGAUUUCGUCGUGCAGCUCACGGUCGUGUCGCUGUCCGAGUGCUCGGGUGUUGGUCCGUCCGGGGCGGCAGGAGGUUCUCCACCUCGCGUUUUCAGCUUGCAGAAGCUCGUGGAAGUCGCCGACAUGAAUAUGCGCACUCGCUCUCGAAUGGUGUGGGCGGCGACGUGGCAGACUUUGUCCAGACACUUCACGACCAUCGGCUGUCAUGAGGACUUGACGGUGGGCAUUAUGAAGUUCCUGGAGCGCGCCGAGCUGCGCGAUUUCAACUUCCAGCGUCUGUUCUUGGCUCCUUUUGAAGUGAUCAUGGCCAACGCCACGUCUCUGGAGACUCGCGAACUGGUGCUGCGUUGUGUGGAGAACUUGGUGCUGGCCAGAGUCGGCAACAUUCGUUCGGGCUGGAAGACCAUCUGGGGCGUGCUCCGUAUCGCUGCCGAGACGUACGCGCCGGGGAGUGAGGACCGCGUCGUGCUGCUGGGAUUCCAGGUCGCGCAUGGCGUGUUGGAGCGUCACUUUGACUGCAUCGUGGACGUGUUCGUGGACGCGGUGGAGUGUUUGCUGGCGUUCUCAGUGUGCGGCUCUCCCGCAUCGGCGGCUGCUGCCGCUGCGGCCAAACAGGCGGCCCGUGUCGGCUUCAAGAAGGUCAAAGUGUUGACAGAGGAGGAUCCUACUGCUGAUGCGAGCUCGGAUGGGGUCCACUCGCCCUCGAAGCGUGCCUCGAUACGCUACCAGAAGCAAGAGUCCGUGCGUUCGUUGGAAGAAGAGGUGGCGGAGCUGUCGCCGCGGAAGGUGGUGGCGUCUCCACUGUCCCCGCGCAGGAGAUCAAGCUCUGUAGAGAUGCAGGACAAAGAGCAGCUGGAGACUGGCGAGGCAGCUUACAAUGACUCUGCGGCGCACACGCGCAUGUGGUGGCCCGUGCUGACAGCCUUGUCCACGCUUGCUGCUGACCGGCGGCUGGACGUGCGUCUCGCAGCGCUUGAAGCUCUUUUCAGCGCAUUGGAGACACAUGGCACCAAGUUUACGUCUGGUCUCUGGGGCCUGGUCUUCAAGGGUGUGCUCAUUCCGUUGCUGGACGAGCUGCGUCAUCUCGAAGUGGUCGUGGAGAAAGGGGCGUGUGCACGGCCCAAGCUCCCGUUGCCGCUGUCUGCUUCGUCUAGCCGUAUGCCGCAGUACACUGCCGGUAAAACCACGGCGACGUUGUGUCUGGAGCGGCUACUGGAAUGCUUUGGCCUGUUCUACGACAUCGUGGGGUUCCUUCCGGAAGUUCUUUUCUUACUAGGCAAGUGCAUGGAUGCUGGCGAUGCAGAGGAGCAGCUCGCAGCCGCUUCAGCGCGGGCACUCGAAGUCGUGCUCGUCACGCACGGCCACAAGUUCCCCGAAGACGUCUGGGGUCUCAUCUCGGACGAACUACGCAACGUCAUGAAGCGCGCGGAGCCGACGUGGAUCUUCUUCGCCUUGCCUCCUGAAGACGACGACGAUGCUCCAAUAGGAGACUCUGCAUCGCAGUCUCCACGCUCACCGAUGGCUAGUCCGGUUGCUGCGAACCUGACGUCGCCUCGACAGCCUUCGCUGCUGAGUUUGUAUCCAGGAGUCGUGGGGACAUUAGGAUUUGCAUUCACUACGAGCUUCCCGCCGAAGAUGAUCACUACGGACGAGGUCGAAGCACAACGGGUGCCUUCACGCACGCACUUGACUGUGUUGCUGGCAUUGCAGCGAGUGGCAGGCAACGUCCUGGCCAGUCGUCGGAAGGAGAAUCUGUCACUGAGUGUUGGCCACGCUCGCUCACUGCUGUCGUGUCUUCGCGAGAGUUUCCUGUUCGCUCGCAAGGUGAACGAUGCGGUGUCUUUGCGUCGGUAUCUACAGCGUGUUGGUUGGCGUUAUGGAAUGACGGUGCCAUCUUCCAGUGAACUGCCCAGCUUACUGCCACAAGAAGUGCUAGGCAAGCAGCAGUACCUCCACGUACUGUUCACUGCGCUCGUACGGAGCGUCAAUAACGCACAAGUGGCUCCGAUUGGAGAGCAAGAUGAGGCUCGCAAGUAUAUGGUACGUUUGGUUCAAGACACGCUUGAGGAGUAUCUGGCCUGGACGGGUGUGGCACCGCAGUAUAUCGACCAAGACAAGAUGCCUGCCGACGCACAACAGCGCGUGGAGAGCUACACACCGCUAUUGGUUGCCACGCUGAGGGAGCUGGCGGAGUUUGACAGCACGGAGCUACAACGCCACAUGUCGUGGUUGUAUCCGCUUCUUACCGACCUCGUGAUGGUGGCGAACACCGAGGUGCGGGUAGCGCUAUCCUGCGUGUUCAGCAGAGCCCAAACUUUCGCCACCGCUUUAGCUACUGCGGACAGUGAAGAUCAAGUUAAAGCCCGUAGUCGCAAGGCUAUCCGUGCGGCAUCGCUUUAA